CAUUAACUACCAGCCCCAAAAUAACGCAUACAAAUGAUUCGUCACAGAGACUAAUGGAAAGAACGUUUUUAGAUCAAAUACUACUACACAAGAUUUAGCUUUGUCUUUGCAAUGGCCGGUGCGGACGUGGAAUCCGGGAAUGAUGGAAGUGUUCAACCCGAGGCAGACGCAACCAGCAGGCCCGCGGCGUCUACCGACAACACCACCCAAGGAGAGGCACAAACAGAUCCUGUAGCCAAGCUGCCCGAAGAGAAGUCUUCAACGACUGCCUCUAGCGGCGACACUGCUCAGGCCCAACCAUCAACGAAGUCCUCAACAACACUGCCCGUGGAGAAGGCCUCCAUGUCUUCCCCCAGCGAUGGUGCCCCCCAGAAGCAACCAUCAGUAACAUUUUCAACCAAAUUGCCUGUGGAGAAGGCCUCCACAUCUUCCUCUAGCGACGAUCCCCCUCAGAAACAGUCACCAGUAACAUCUUCAACUAAAUUGCCAGUGGAAAAGGCCUCCACCUCUUCUUCUAGCGACGAUGCCUCUCAGAAACAGCCAUCAGUAACAUCUUCAACUAAAUUGCCCGUGGAAAAGGCCUCCACCUCUUCUUCUAGCGACGAUGCCCCUCAGAAACAGCCAUCAGUAACAUCUUCAACUAAAUUGCCGGUGGAAAAGGCCUCCACCUCUUCUUCUAGCGACGGUGCCCCUCAGAAACAGCCAUCAGUAACAUCUUCAACCAAAUUGCCGGUGGAGAAGGCUUCCGCGUCUUCCUCUGGCGACGAUGCCGUUCAGGCCGAACCAUCAGCGAGGUCUUCAACAAAAUCGCCCGCGGAAAAGGCUUCCACCUCUGCCUCAAGCGAAGAUGCCCCCCAGCAGCAGCCAGCAGUAAAGUCUUCAACCAAACUGCCCGUGGAAAAAGCUUCUGCCUCCGCGUCAAGCGACGACGCCCCUCAGAAGCAAACAUCAGUGAUAUCCUCAGCCGAGGUGCCCGUGGGGGAGGCUCCUGCUUCUGCAUCCAGCGACAAUGUCCCUCAAGCGCAACCAUCAGUGAAAUCUUCAACCGAGCUUCCCGCGGAGGGCUCCAUGCAUGCCUCUGACGGUAAUAUCCUUCAGGAGCAAUCACCCGCGAAGUCGUCAACCGAUCCGCCCGUGGAGACGAAGUCUUCCACGUCUGCCCAUGCCGACGACGGCCCUCAGGUGCAGCAAUCGGCAACGUCUUCCCCAAAGCGGUCGUUGGAAAAGGUUUCCACGUCUCAGACGGGUGAGAGCCCCAAGCACAGCAGGACGGACAACUCCAGCCUGACUGCACGUCUGUAUAAGGAACAAAUCAAUACGGGCAAACUAAACCGACUCACCAGCGUGGUGGCAGAUCCGGACGGCAGGCAAAAUCUGGUUCAUCCUGGGUCCGUUCCGCAUUGGCACACCGUCGACAUCAGUCUGGCUGGCAAGCGCCCCAUGCCCUGUGAGAAGCGCCGUACGGGGGCGCACGACUGCUUCGCUGCACCCGCCGCACGGCGGAACCGAGCGCUCACGGCCAGGGGACCAGGACAGUACCCCGAGUUCAUGCGAAUCAAUCCAAAGCUAAACGAGUUCGUGGCGGCCUCCAUUAUCGAGAAGCUGCGCCUGAAGGGGCUGGCGGCGCCACUGCACGACUACAGCGGCCGUCUCCUGCCCUCCUCUCUCCUGGCAGAGAUGGUGCUGAAGCCCAAGAAGAAGCGAGUGACGGACCGUUACUACUUCGGCUACGUGCCGCCGCCCAACCGCCAGCGGGUCAGCACGGCCUUCCGCCGCUACCUGCAGCAGUUCCUGGAGAGGCACAAGGCCGCCGAGAGCGACUUCUGCUAUCUCCAUGCGCUGGAGAAGGUACGGCGGAUCUCCGAGAUGAGCGACAACGACACCCCGCUGCCCAACAGCCUGGCAGAGGUGGUCCGCGCGCAGGAGGAGCCCGGCUUCGGCAUGCGCCAGCUGCACCGGCCCCAAUCGGUCGUGUGAGCCAGUGACGCCACUACGGACACGAGCCAGCGGCAUCAAUGGGGACACCGAUCAGCGUGGCCAUAAUACUCAAGGACACACGAGGAACUGCAUUGGUAUCUCACUGCAACAAGUUGGAAUCCCUCCAGGCUACGUAAAUUGAAAAAAGUGAAUGGUAUUACACCGACAAGCGACC
Messenger RNA from Pollicipes pollicipes, 2152 nucleotides. RefSeq lists its product as uncharacterized. Bases 112 to 1977 code for a protein of 621 amino acids. The record is from RefSeq and is a predicted model, not a curated record. The transcript has 5 exons. NCBI's taxonomy places the organism in Eukaryota, Metazoa, Arthropoda, Thecostraca, Pollicipedomorpha, Pollicipedidae.